ACAACUCGAUACAUCUAUCGAUACCUUAAAGUGACUUACACUAAGUAUGACCAUAUCUUGGAUGUAUAUUUUGACCGCGGCGAAUUCUGUCAGGCGACGCCAGCUAAAUAAUUUUAAUUAAACCAAAGGAUCGAUAUAGCUAUGGAGGCCAAAUCGGAGGCACCCAUAUCCCCAGCCUCGACGCCGAACGCUACCGCAGUGACUGCAGAGGCAGCCAAGGAGCAAAACUGCACUAACAAUUCGCAAGGCAACUCGGUCCCCGCGGCGGGAACCGGAGCGCCACCAGCCCAGGCAACAGCUUCAGCCCAGCAACCACCCAUCAAGAAGCCGAGCCCCAGCUCGCUACCCACACGCCAGUAUUUGGACCAGACGGUGGCUCCCGUGCUACUCCACGGACUACAGGCUCUCGCGCGGGAACGUCCCACAGACCCUAUUCAAUUCCUGGCCUCCUACUUGCUGAAACACAGCAAUGGAUGUGAGGACAAUGCCCCGGUCACCGAAGGAAACUCCUAGACAUACGUAGCACGUGUCCUUGCCUCUCCCUAUCACCUUCCCGCUACAUUCUUAAGCCAAUAAAAAUCUAUAAAUAAACGUUUAAAAUUAGAUAUAUAUCGCAAA
This is a messenger RNA of Drosophila pseudoobscura, 618 nucleotides long. RefSeq names its product Dpy-30-like 1 (gene Dpy-30L1). The coding region runs from base 142 to 513 and encodes 123 amino acids. The record is from RefSeq and is a predicted model, not a curated record. Gene Ontology annotation, cellular component: Set1C/COMPASS complex. The transcript has a single exon. Lineage: Eukaryota; Metazoa; Arthropoda; Insecta; Diptera; Drosophilidae.